AUGUCAAAAACCCAUGACCAAAAUGAGAAGAAAGUUUGCAUACAGUUCUUGGAGUUGAAUUCUUCAAAACUUGUUGUUGAAGGCACGAAUAACGAUUUUUUAGGGAAGGAAGAGGGUGAGAAUGCUUCCAAGUCAUCUUCAAGCGAGAAAGAUUUGCACAACUUGAGACAUGGAGCAGAAAACUAUGUUUCUGAGUUUCCUAGUGCUACAGAGUUAAUGGAACGUGUUGCAUCCAGUUUUAGUAUCCCUGGCGUUUCAAUUGCCCAGGCUCAAUCUUCUGUGGAUCCUGAAUGUGUUAAAUCACAAUCUGGAAGUGAGCCUUCUCUUCCUGCUGCACACCAUCCUGCAAAAGCGAGGAAGCUAACUGUGGAACGCCGUGCUCUUCUGCAGAAACGACAAUUUUAUCACUCUCACAGAGUUCAGCCUAUGGCGCUAGAGCAAGUAAUGUCAGAUAGAGAUAGUGAAGACGAAGUUGAUGAUGACAUUGCAGAUUUUGAAGAUAGAAGGAUGCUUGAUGACUUUGUGGAUGUUAGCAAAGAUGAGAAGCAACUCAUGCAUCUUUGGAACUCAUUUGUGAGAAAGCAAAGGGUCCUAGCAGAUGGUCAUGUUCCUUGGGCAUGCGAGGCAUUUUCAAAACUUCAUGGACAGGAGUUGGUCAUAUCUCCUGCUCUCUUUUGGUGUUGGAGGUUAUUCAUGAUCAAACUGUGGAACCAUGGUCUUCUUGAUGCGUCCACAAUGAACAACUGUAAUAUGAUCCUUGAAAGAUGCCGAGAUGAGGGAUCAGAUGCUGCAAAAAGCGAAAGGAUAGAAGAUUGA
This is a messenger RNA of Dovyalis caffra, 816 nucleotides long. Lineage: Eukaryota; Viridiplantae; Streptophyta; Magnoliopsida; Malpighiales; Salicaceae. The record is from the annotation of a GenBank genome assembly.